GCAGAUCUCAGGAUCCUCAAGGCUUGCCAUAGUCUCAGAAGAGAGAGUAGCAGCUCUUUCUGCAACUGCUACAUAUCACUUCAAAGUACAAAAAGGCAAUGAAAAUGAAAAGCAUUUAUUUUGUUGCUGGGCUCCUUUUAAUGAUCGUUCAAGGCAGCUGGCAAAAUCCUCUUCAGGAUACAGAGGAGAAAUCAAGGCCAUUCAAAUCUUCCCAGUCUGAACCAUUAGAUGAAUCUAGACAGCUGAAUGAAGUGAAACGUCACUCACAAGGCACAUUCACCAGUGAUUACAGCAAGUACUUGGACAGUAGACGAGCUCAGGACUUUGUGCAAUGGUUAAUGAGCACUAAAAGAAAUGGCCAACAAGGACAGGAGGACAAAGAAAAUGACAAAUUCCCGGACCAGCUCUCAAGCAAUGCAAUCUCCAAGCGUCAUGCUGAAUUUGAGAGACAUGCUGAAGGCACCUAUACCAGUGAUAUCACCUCUUAUUUGGAAGGUCAAGCUGCCAAAGAGUUCAUUGCUUGGUUAGUGAAUGGACGAGGAAGAAGAGAUUUCCCAGAAAAAGCUCUUGUGGCUGAAGAAAUGGGCCGAAGACAUGCAGAUGGCACUUUCACAAGUGAUAUCAACAAAGUCCUUGAUGACAUGGCUGCCAAAGAGUUUCUAAAAUGGCUGAUUAACACAAAAGUUACCCAAAGGGACCUUUUGGGAGAAUAUCAGUAAAAAUGCAGAAUAAAAAUGUGAUACAUGAAGAUCUUCAUUGCAUCAACUGCCAGUUAUUAAGAGAUUCUGAAACCUGUAUUCUGUCAUUUACAUUAGGUGUAACAAAGCUGUGUCACCUUGCAUGCCAGGAAAUAAUUGUACUAUAGUUUAGUGUUGCCAAAGGUUUAUAUAUGGAAAACCCAUUGUCUAAGGGAUGGUUAUCUUAACAGCUUUAAAACUACAAAAGUUCCAUAUCUUCAUAUUUUUCAUUUAUUAGGACUGAAGUAACUCCAUUUAUAUUUAAUGAUAAAAUUAUUUUUCUAAAAAGUUGACUUCUACACACAAAGGAUUCAAUCACCAAGUAUAUGUGUUAUUUGUAAGGGUCUGGCAGUUACAAAUGCCUGAGAAGUGAAUAUCCCUCUAAAAACCUUUGUUAUAAAAAGGCUAAGCUUUAAGGAUAUUAAAUGAUAGCCUUAAAUAAAUUUUUUCAAGCUUCUUUUCGGUUGACUUUUCAUGUGUAUAUCCCUUGUGGCUUUUUGCACUCCAUUUUAUUCUAAUAUGCUAGUGUCACUGAGAACUUGGAAGCGGUUUGUUUGGAAUGACAAAUGUCACAUUUUCUCCAUAAUGAUUCUCAGAAAAGAGCUGUGUGAACUUUGAAUUACCUUCAGUUGAAAAAGAAAUCAUGUAAGAUGAAGCUAGAGGGGGAAACAAGACUGAACAGACAAGUAUUCUUCAUUAGCAUAAAUUCUGGUUUCUCAGUAAAAGCAGGAGGACAGCUUUGAAAAAUAUUAAGUGCAAUACAGUCCAUUAGUAGUGGAAACUGACACAUAACUUCUUCAAAUUUUAUAAGAUUGCCAAGUAAAGCCAACUCAAAUGGUCCUGGGUCACUCUCAUCUGUGUGGUAUUCUUUUCUUCCUUCUUCCUUUGAGAACUGCUUUGUCCAUCAUCUCUUGCAUUUAGCAACAUUAUACUGUAACUUACAGGCACAACUGCCAUUUCAGUAACCUUCUCCGUUAGGGGGACAGAACACUUUGCUUGCAGAUCUCAAUUUCUAGCAAUCCAAACAUCCUCUCAGCUGGCCAGGGCAUGUUUUUGUAGGUAUGGCAGUAGCUGAAACUCUCAAAUAGUCACAGGUGCUGUUAUGCACCUCUUGUUUCUGAUGUCUACCCAAAUCCCCCUUUCUCCCCUUGCAGUAUGCCAGGUAUCUAUAUUAAAAUGUCCUAAAGGGCAAGUGGUUUAAGAGAAAGCCAAUGGGCUUAGCAAGUGUCUAGUAGAAGUUGAUGUGAAGCAGGAGCGUUAUUGAACCAGAAUUAGCAC
Messenger RNA from Athene cunicularia (burrowing owl), 2015 nucleotides. RefSeq names its product glucagon (gene GCG). Gene Ontology annotation, molecular function: hormone activity; glucagon receptor binding. Gene Ontology annotation, biological process: positive regulation of insulin secretion involved in cellular response to glucose stimulus; adenylate cyclase-modulating G protein-coupled receptor signaling pathway; negative regulation of apoptotic process. Lineage: Eukaryota; Metazoa; Chordata; Aves; Strigiformes; Strigidae. The coding region runs from base 99 to 719 and encodes 206 amino acids. The transcript is spliced from 7 exons. Gene Ontology annotation, cellular component: extracellular region. The record is from RefSeq and is a predicted model, not a curated record.